Molecule: messenger RNA, 1060 nt
Organism: Lates calcarifer (barramundi perch)
Lineage: Eukaryota; Metazoa; Chordata; Actinopteri; Centropomidae
Product: cornifelin homolog B
Exons: 4
Coding region: 158-544 (128 amino acids)
Source: RefSeq, a predicted model, not a curated record
AGGAGUGCAGGGAUGGACCAGUUUGUCCGGUUUGCUCCCUCAGGUGUUCUGUUGUCUCAGUGUAUUUCUGAACUGACUGAAAUGACAGUUUCUCAGUGCAGACAUCAGGUGUGACUGGACGAACGACUCAGAGAUCUCUAAACACACAGACGCCAUCAUGUCUUCCACAAUGAUCAUUAGUCAGCCUCAGCCUGUGAUGGUGUCCCAGACGUCCAACGAGUGGGGAUCUGGGAUAUGUGACUGCUUUCAAGAUGUGCCUGAGUGCUGUUUUGCUUACUGGUGCUGUCCCUGCUUCGCCUGUAAAAUCUCCAGGGACUAUGGUGAACCUCUCUGUCUCCCCCUGCUGGAGAUUUUCGGAGGUAUCAUCCCACCCAUCACCAUGUCCAUGAGAGUCUCCAUGCGACAUCGUUACGGCAUCAAAGGCAACCUGUGCACUGACUGCGUAUAUUCAACCUUCUGCACCUCCUGCACCUGGUGCCAGAUGUCCAGGGAGAUGAAGAAAAGAAACAUCCAGGUCGUUCUGGUCAGCGCCAAAAACUCAUGACCUCUUUCUCAUCAUUGCCCAGAGUGGAGUUAAGGGGGUGUUUUUACUGCCUUUUUACACUGUAGACUGAAGCCCUUUGAAAAGCACUAGUGAUACGAAGCCUGAAGGGCUGACUGAAAAACACUAAUCAUAUAUUUCUGCCUGCAAUACUUAGCUAAAAAUUAUUAAUAAGAAUUAUUAAAGCUCUUGCUGCAAAAAAUAAUGAAAACAAGUUGGUUAUAAUUCUUUGAACGUCUGUUGUAUGUAUUUGUACUUUGUUUAAAAGAUAUGUUCAUGUUUUUCUAAGUCAAUCUCAACACAGUACUCAUUGACACACCCCACUGUUCUUGUUAAUGUUAUGUCUUACUCGUAUCCAGUGGUAUCUGUUGCAAAAACUCAGCUCUCACAAACAAGAAAAAAAGUUAAUAUAUUGAGAAUAUAUUACUUAAGGAAAUUAUCUGCCAACAAAACAGGAAAAUUUCACUUUUUCUAAAAAAAAAACAAAAAAAAAACCGAUUAUUUUACUUAGCUACAUCC